Zerene cesonia (dogface butterfly) is the source of this 2588-nucleotide messenger RNA. RefSeq names its product protein NDNF-like. Gene Ontology annotation, molecular function: protein binding. Lineage: Eukaryota; Metazoa; Arthropoda; Insecta; Lepidoptera; Pieridae. The transcript has 13 exons. The record is from RefSeq and is a predicted model, not a curated record. Bases 452 to 2134 code for a protein of 560 amino acids.
UCGCUGCAGUUGGCUCGCAGCGCGUGCGUCACGCACAUUGCAACGUGCACUGCUACCGAAACCCACUAAUGUGACCCAAGCUUUAUCUCCCCUGCGAAUUUCGAAUCGUUCGAAAUUCAAACCGAAUUCCACAAACCGAUCGACGGGGACGCACGAAGUAUUUUAAAUCACCACCGCCGUGGACAGUGUUCGAUUUUCGAAAAUUUCCCCAUUUAAAAAUGUACGGAACAAUUUCACAUCGUAACGGCAAUAGGCCACUUGCUCGGUGCAUAAUUUAGGUAUACGUUCGCGAUUUCAGUUUCAAAUACGAACCAAUUUUUCACGAUCACAUUGAAUUUCAAAUAUGUCUUUAUAAGGCUUGUUGUUUUUAUAUUGUGGACUAUUUCCCGUUGAAUGUUGUUUGAAGUGGUAUAGUGUACGAUUAUCGAAUAUUUGUGCAACGACAGAUAAUAUGGGAAGUCUUAACAGAUUAACAGUCCGGGUAGCUACGCUGAUAGUACUACAUGCGGCCAGCGUCGGUCUCGCCGCGCCGAGCGUCCUGGUCACCCGCCCGGUGGCUAGGCUGGCUGAGUGGCUGCCUAUGGACAACCAAACGGUGUACAGAUUGGACGCGGGGGAGACUAGGAAUUUGGAAUUAAACACCACGCAGCUAUCACUGUCGACUAUUUUCAUCACUGUCAGUCCAUGUACCAGGGACUUCCACUGGGCGUUUUACCGGGGCGAAGUUGGACGUUCUGACGAUCACUUGGAUCUCAUACAAGAAAAUAGUGGUGGUGAUGUGAGCACGUUAUCUGCAAUCAUCACUAAUCAGGAUCGAUAUUUAUUACAGUUAUUUUCUUCAAAAGGCGGCGCCGCAGCAGUGAGCGUGAGGGGAGAAGCACCGCGGCCCGUACGCAUGCGCCUGCGCAUCCGCUCUCGUCGGAGGCUUUCAGCUAACUGGGAUCCUAGCCCCAUAGAUCCUCAGAUGACCACAUAUUGCGUGGUCGCAUCGCAUAGGAAGAACUACACGUCUUUAUGCGCUGCCCAAGCGGACACAAACGUGUGUACAAACAGACAAAAUGCGGAGGAUGCUUCCAUUGAGACACGUCAAAGAAAUAGAAGCAAUCUUGUCCGAACAGAUGCUGAGAACACAGUGGAUAUGGAUGUGGAUAGAUACAGUAUAUUUGAGGGAAAUUACAAAAACGUUUUCAGGAGGAAGAAGUUUGGCCGAAGUACAAGAGUGUCCAACGAAGAUCCAGUCAUCGCUUGCGUCGGCGACAGGACUCACCAUCUGAUUGAAAAUCUCGAUCCCAGUACGACGUAUUUUGUAAGUGUGUUCGGAGUUGCGAGAGACCGGCGGGCGGGGUCUCUCCUCGCAACUGGAAGCGUCCGUCCACGGACCUCCACCGCUAAGAGGCUGAGGGAAAACGUCCCUCUGAAGUCUGACGUAAAGGGAAAAACCGUUUAUUAUUUUAAGGCUGCUGUCGGCACUGGCGGUGGUAUAUGGCUGGCCGUAACUAGCUGCGGUGGUUCCGUCGAUGUGGAAGUUAUUGUGAAAGGAAAACGUUUAUAUCUGAUUAAAGAUAUUGAACCCCAUUCGAAAUUCUUCGUACCAGCGCCGAUACCGAGCUCUUCCAUACAAGAAACCAGCGAUGAAGGGUCUGUUCAGUUCGACUCCAGUUCGGAAGAAGCAAAGAUACGAUACGUGAUACGCGUAACGCCAAACAGAUGGUACAGAGAUACAGCUGUUAGUGUUGAAUUAACAGCUUCAACAACGAGAUGGGGACUCAGUGUCCCCGAACUUCUGGAAGAUGGCGCUACAGUCAGAGAGCUGCGCCCGCGACGCUCUUGCAAAUCUGUAGAUAUCGCUUUCUUGCCAGCCAACCACAAUGCUACCGAUGUUAUAAGAUAUUGCAUAAUAACAAGAGAAAUUUCGUCCACUGAUGGUUACACUUGCAUUCUAAACAAAAAAUCAGGAGUUAAAGUUCAAUGUAUAAGCCACAUGCAACGCCCGCCGACAAGGGUAAUCGUACAAAAAGUAUCUGGUUUGAAAACUGGCCGAAAAUACGCCAUUCAAGUUACUGCCGCCAACAAGGGCAGUCCUGUUCCUUACAAAGUUUUGUAUGCGGACACAAAUGCUUCGUGCAAAGAUUAAUGUCUGUUAAAAUAAAUAUAUAGUGAAUCAGUAUUAGUUAUUUAGUAUAGCUUUGAUUGUAUACCGAGACUGCUUUAAUUUUUUGUUACGUUUUGUGCCAUGGGAAAAGUUAAUGAAGUACACAAGUUUAAUAAUGGAUAAAUAAAUAGAACUGAAUGGAAACUUUUUGUGCUACUUAAGUAACGUAAAUAUAGAUAGAUAUAAAUAUUUAUAAGAUAUAUAAGAGGCAUUUUUUGUUAUUUAUUUUAUGUAUGUACUUAAAACGUAAUACUAACAUCGCCAUUUUAUAUCCCGCCUAAGCCUUAUCCUAUAGUUUUAAGAAAAAAAUAAGUUAUAAAUCAUGAAUAUGGCAUUUAAAAUAGUUGAACAAACUGUAAGUUCCUACUAUUUUUACGUGAGAGUGAAAUGUUUAGCUAAUAAAAAAUAAUAACAUUAAAUUCAUUUUAUGGUAUAA